UAACAGAAGUUGGGAAAAUGAUCAUGGAAGUUUAACGUUAGAUCUGUCGCCAGAACCUCUUAGUGGUCGUCACUGUGUUAUUACCAAUGGGUUGUUCCUGAAGUGCAGGAACAGUGGAAUAGAACGUUUGUUUAAUAUCUCACUGCAGGGGCCGCACCUCCUUUAAAUCUGAAUGUUGUUUUGUAUUAACUCUCACUUUAACUGCACAAAGUACGCAGUGGUGCGAAGUACCGGUCUAGCAACACACUUAGGAGGCUCUCUAACCAAGACCACUUUUACGAAAAUGCCAUUUUGCUUUAAGUUUAGACUCAAAAUUGAAUCCUUUCACAUGAAAAUAAUGAAAACGCAGAAGCGAGCUUUUCAGUUGAACUUAAAAAAAACUCACGCCUAUGUACCUUAUUUACCGUAGUACUCUUUUCAGUUUGACAAUUCAGACAAACAAAUCUUACAACAGAUGGGAAAACGUGAGCCUUCAAAAACAUCUCAGGUCGGUUCGGAAGGAACUCCAAAUUUGGAGGUCGUUCUGGUUUGUUGAUAGGAAUGUUGCUACAGAUCUGACCACGGUGGCAAGAACCGGACAUCAACCCCACUCACCAUCAUCCAACCUCCAUGAAAAAGAACACAAGAACAGGGAGAAAACAUCGAAGACAAAUGCGGACCUACUUGAAAUACUGUCCGGAAACAUUGAACAUAAACCACAAAGACCCUCAACAUCCGGACUAAAGGUUAUCGGCGAACUUUUGAGAGAGGUUGAUUCCCAGCGAGGCUGGUUCCAGGUUGACAGUGGCUGAUUCCGUUUCUAACAGAACUCCGUAAGCGGUUGGAAUCAGAGCGGAACCGAGCAACUCCCAAGCCGGACUGGAUCCUCUCCGUGACUCUCGGGCUGACAGAGCCCCGCCUCCGGUUACUUGAUGAUCUGGAAGUCGGGGUACUCCCGGCGCUGGAUUCGCUUCUGGUUGCUGAACUCCGCUCUGUCUAUCCGGGACUUGGGGCUACCUGUACGGCGCAGCCAGGUUUGCAUGGCCCGGACCGGCUCCUCGGCUCCCUGCAGCUGGCCUCGCACUGUCCCCUGCUCCGUGUUCUCCACCCAUCCAGCCAGGCCAAGCCGCUUCGCCUCUUUCUGCGUAUAUUUCCGGAAGAAAACUCCCUGCACUUUGCCAAACACUUCAAAAUCCAGCGACAGCAGCGGGCCUUCACCACCGGACGACAUGACAACAGCUCCUUGGUAACCGCUGCAUCCGGUCGAACAGCGCCUUCUGGGUACUGGAGUCCCAGUCACGUGGUGGACGGUGACCGACUAAUCCCUGCGGCUUGUGCGCAAGCGUCACGGGUUUGAAACGCCAAUAGGUUUGAAGACGAAGGCUGUGGAGGGGAUAGUGGCUAAACUGUUCAUCGAGGGCUCGGGUUCAGUGGUGUUUGUCCCUUACUGUAUUUUGCACUGCCCUUUGUUUAGGGAAUGCGUUUCGCUGACACCAGACUACAAAAUGAAGAAGCAUGAGAAGAGGCCAUUAUGUCCAAUGUGCCUACACCAGCUCUUCAAAUGACAAUUGCAGUGCAGCUUGAAGAAAAUGUCACGAAACGGGGUGAGGCAACAUUAGUGGGAUGGCACAUGACAGCACAGAACAGGAAGGCAAUUUUUAGCGGGCUUUGAGUACCCAGAAAUGGCUGGAGAGGAACUUUUAAUUCUUUAUUAUUCUCGGGAACAGACUAGAGAAUCUAAACAUUACUGUACACAGCAUAAAAUAAGUACUUAGGAUACAAGAUUUCUGUUUGUACAAGAAUGAAAUCCCUGUUCACAUCCAUCAACAUCAACCUGGCCAAAGAAACACUGACUACACUAUUAGAAGAACAGAAGACACAUACACCAGACACCACCAACCUCAUCAGCAAGGACAACAUCAUCAAGCUAGUGGACCUAUGCCUCACCACCCACUUCACUUUCAAUAACAAAACCUACAGACAAACCAACGGUACACCCAUGGGAUCUCCGAUAUCAGGGUUCUUAGCAGAGGCAGUAACGCAGAGACUCGAACAAACAGCUCUGCCAAUCAUCCAACCCAAACUUUGGGUCCGCUGUGUGGAUGACACCUUUGUCAUCACUAAACAAAACAAACUAGAGGAAACCUUCAAGACCAUCAAUAAUACCCUUUACUGGCAUAACAUUCACAAAAGAGGAGGAAAACAACAACAAACUGCCGUUCCUAGAUGUCACAGUAGAGCGAACAGCCAAUGGGGAACUUCAAACCAGCGUCUACAGGAAAACAACACAUCCGGACCAAAUACUGAACUACAGGAGCAACCAUCCCAACACCCACAAACGAAGCUGCAUUAGAACAUUAUUCCAACGAGCCACCACACACUGCAGCACAGAGGAACUACGCAGAGCAGAGGAAAGUCACCUAUACAGCACAUUCAAAAAGAAUGGGUACCCUAUGAACACAGUCCGCCAAUUCCUCAGCAACAAACCCAAACAAACAAACAGACAAAACGGGCUCAGAAACUAUAACCACUCUCCCCUACAUCAAAGACAUUUCCGAAAUGACUGCCAGACUACUCGGACCUCUUGGCAUCAGGGUAGCCCACAAACCCACCAACACACUAAAACAGCAGCAAAUGAACUUAAAAGACUCUGUACAGACAACAAAUAAAACGAACGUCAUCUACAAAAUACCUUGCAAGAACUGUGACAAACACUACAUUGGACAAACUGGCAGGAAGCUAGCCACCAGGAUACAUGAACAUCAACUAGCCACAAAACGACAUGACCCACUAUCACUCAUAUCCUUACAUACAGAUGAGGAAGGACACCACUUUGAUUGGGACAACACAUCCAUCCUAGGACAAGCCAAACAGAGACAUGCACGAAAGUUCCUAGAAGCACGGCAUUCCAACUGGAAUUCCAUCAACAAACACGUUGGCUUGGAGCCAAUCUACCAUCCCCUGAGAAAAAGAACAGGAAAUGACAUCACCAACCCAAGGACGCCUAACCAGAUAAAUAGAAAGCGGGACAUAACACCAGCGCUUCGUCGGAGGCUCACUGAUGAUGUUACCUAGAAUGGUGACGAAACAUCUGAAAACGAACCUUCCAGCUCAGCGAGCAAACUCACAUCCAGAACCUCAACCUGAGCUACAAAUCUUCUCAAAACUCGCUGGCCCAUAUGCCUCUAAUCCUUUCCAAUUAAAGAACCCAACCAGAUGUUUUUUAAAAAGUAGUAAUUGUGUUAGCUACUAUCACUUCCUCUCGCAGAUCAUUCCAUACAUGUACCACCUCUGCUUGAAAACAUUGCCCCCUUAGGUCCCUUUUAAAUCUUUCCCCUCUCACCUUAAAUCUUUGCAUCAUAGCUUUGGAUUCCCCUACCCUAUGAAAAAUACCUUGGCUAUUCACUGUACUGAUUGUUCAUUUUAUAAACUCCUAUAAGGUCACCCCUCAGUCUCUGACACUGCAGGCCGAAAAAAAACCAGCCUCUUCCUAUAGUUCAAAUCCUCCAACUCGGUAACAUUCUUGUAAACCUUUUCCGAACCCUUUCAAAUGUAACAUUUUUCUUAUAGCAGGGAGACCAGAACUGAAACCAGUAUUUUAAGUGGUCUCACCAAUGUCCUGUAUGGCCACAACAUGACAUCCUAACUCAUAUACUCAAUGCACUGACCAGUGAAGGCAUACAGGCCAAAUGCCACCUUCACCACCCUGGCUACCUGCUACUCCACUUUCAGGGAAUUAUGCACCUGCAACCCGUGGUCUCCUUGUUCGGUAACACUUUCCAGGGCCCUACCACGAACAGUAUAAGUCCAGCCCUGGUUUGACUUACUGAAAUGCAACAUCUCACAUUUAUCUAAAUUCUUAAGAAACAGAAUUGCUUCCAAGCUAGGCACAAAAUCACAAGCUAAAUAAAUAGAUAGUUUUGAAUUCAAUAAGAUGUAAAGAUGAUAUUGUAGGUAGAUCGUGUAUUAAAAAAAAUGCAAAGAUACCUUUGAUGAUGUUUAAGCUUUUGAUGAUUAUAU
Messenger RNA from Stegostoma tigrinum, 3999 nucleotides. RefSeq names its product telomerase reverse transcriptase-like. The transcript has 2 exons. The coding region runs from base 1781 to 2332 and encodes 183 amino acids. The record is from RefSeq and is a predicted model, not a curated record. Lineage: Eukaryota; Metazoa; Chordata; Chondrichthyes; Orectolobiformes; Stegostomatidae.